UGUGGAAGGAGAAGUGUAGUGCAAGAAGUGGGGGAAACCUUCUGUGGAAGGAUAACAAGUCAUUUAACCCACGCUGCUUUCAGCCAUCAAACACCAAGUCUCUGCACAAAGCCUACAUUUAACUCCAUCAGUGUCUUUGUGAACCUAUGAAAUGGCCGUGAUGGAAAUUGCAUGCCAAGGAGCUCCUGACCCCACCAUCGGGCACCAAAAGGAGCUUUCUGCUACUAAAGGGCUGGGUGAAACAGUGAGUGAGAAGCAGAGCAGUGUUUGCAAAGUAGAAGAUUCGGAGAAAGUUGCCUUCCACAGUCAAUGGAAAAUCCUGAAAGAUGUGAUCACCAAAGGAACAGCAAAAGAAGAGACGGAAGGGGGUUCUGCAUCCAUUUCCAUCAUCGCCCAGGCUGAAUGUGAGAACAGCCAGGAGUUCAGCCCCACCUUUUCAGAGAGGCCUUUCAUAGCUGAUAGUAAACGUUACAGUCGGUCAGACAGUCUUGAUCAAAUCCCGAACAAUGUGGCCCAUGCUACCGAAGGGAAAAUGGCACCAGCCUGCUGGAGGGCAAGGCAUCGCGGUAAAGGCAAGAAGAAACGUCGCAAGAAAAGAUCCAGGGUCAGAAUACAAACACUGGCCUCUGCUAAGCAAGGGCCCAGAACUCCAGAACAGGAAAGUUGUACACCGAUCCCAGUCCAGGAGGAUGAAACGCACCAAAACACUCUCUUCAGUAACAGCUCCUGUUUUUCAGAACCUUGCAAGGACUCAAUUUGUGAUCAGAUACCAUUUGAGAAACCUAGAAAAGUUCUACUCACAGGCAAACUCCAUUCGCUAAGGAACCUGCACAGACCAGAACUGCACAAGUUGAUAAGCCCAGUACAGUGCCUGAACCAUGUUUGGAAGCUACACUGUCAGGGUGAUUUUGUGCCUCAGCCAGAGACCCUCCAUCCCUUCCCUUACAGUCCUCUUUGUGCCAUGAAACAUAAUCCUCUGGAGAUUAAUCUCCUCGAUGAUCGGGCCUGUGUGAAUGGUGAGCGUCACUUUUCUGGCCUAAGCUUAGAAUGCAGCUUCCCAAAAUGUGUCAGCCCGUCCCUGGAAACCAACUUGGACAAACUUUCUGUGGAAGAAUAUUUGGUGGAUGCUCUUAAGGGGAGCGUGAGUCUCGGUGAGCCGCAGAACUUAGCCAGCCUGGCCAAGACGUGGAGAGGAGGCGGUCUGGAUUUGAAGGAGCAGUUUCAAGAGACAGAUGACAAUGAGGGGGUGCUGCUUACUGAGAAACUAAAGCCAGUGGACUAUGAAUACCGGGAAGAGGUUCACUGGACCAAGUGCCAGGACUCUCUGGGUGUUGGCUCUUUUGGGGAAGUCUACAAAAUAGAGGACAAACAGACGGGAUUUCAGUGUGCUGCCAAAAAGGUGCAAGUCGAACACUUUCGUGCAGAAGAGUUGACGACAUGUGCUGGAGUAACAAGUCCCAAAGUUGUCCCUUUGUAUGGAGCCGUGAAGGAAGGUCCUUGGGUUACUAUCUUCAUGGAGCUAAUGGAGGGUGGCUCACUAGGCCAGCUGAUUAAACAAAGUGGCUACUUGCCAGAGGAUCGAGCCCUCCGUUACCUGGGUCAAGCAUUAGAGGGUCUGGAGUAUCUUCAUGCUCACCACAUUCUGCAUGGAGAUGUCAAAGCGGACAACGUGCUCUUAUCCAGUGAUGGAAGCCGGGCUCUCCUCUGCGACUUCGGCCACUCUGCUCGCCUUCAUCCCGAUGGCUUGGGGAAGUGCUUGGUGACAGGGUGCUACAUGCCUGGCACAGAGACUCACAUGGCUCCAGAGGUAGUAAUGGGAAAACGCUGUGACUCAAAGGUGGAUGUCUGGAGCAGCUGCUGCAUGAUGCUGCACAUGCUCAAUGGGUGUCAUCCUUGGACCCGGUAUUACAACCACCCUCUUUGCUUAAAGAUAGUCAAAGAGCCGCCUCCGUUGAGGGAAAUCCCACCUUCCUGUAACCGUUCCACUGUCGAGAUCAUUAAAGCAGGGCUAGAGAAGGAGCCACUUAAAAGAGCUUCUGCGGCUGAGUUGAAGACUAAGGCUGACAUAGCUCUGCAGGAGGUGGGAGAUGUGAAGAACCCCUGGAGAGAAUACAGAGAACCUAGAUGCUUAUCUUUGGAUGAAAAAAACAAUCCGCACACCUCCCUGUCCCCAACAGUCAGCCUGAUUUCUGAGACUCUGGCUAGCCCUGGGUCAGCUCCUUGCCUAUCCCAAAGCCUGCAGCCACCAUCUCUGGAGCUGACCGAGAAGACUGGGGUAACUCCUUGGAAUCUGUGCAAGGAGUUACCUAGGGUCUGUGAGCCACUUUCCCUCUCCUCCCUGGCUCCUGUCCCCACCAAGAGCAGCAGCUCCACGGAACGGGCAACAACUAUCUCGGAACAGGAGCUUCAGCAGCUGGAAAUAGAGUUGUUUUUGAACAGUCUGUCGCAGCCGUACUCUCUGGAGGAGCAGGAGCAAAUGCUCUCAUGUCUCAGCAUUGACAGCCCGCUCAUGUCUGAUGCCAGUGAGAAGAACUCUCUGAAGGCCUCUCAGAGCCUGAGGGACACCAUGAGCUCUGGGGUUCACUCCUGGAACAGCCAGACCGAUGGACAGAGCUUCAGCUGGAACAACCUGCUGUAUCGCAGUCGGCACACAGACACCCCCAGCUAUUUCAAUGGAGUGAAAAUCCAGAUCCAGUUGCUAAGUGGAGAAAAUCUUCAUAUCCGAGAGUUCCACAGGACCAAGGUGGGAGAGGUUGCUACUGGGAUAAGCAGCCAGAUACCAGCCUCUGCGUUCAGCCUUGUUACAAAGGAAGGUCAACCUGUUCGCUAUGACAUGGAGGUUCCUGACGCUGGUAUAGAGCUGCAGUGCACCCUUGCUCCUGACUGCAGUUCCGGUUGGACCUGGAGAGUCAAGCAUGGUCAGCUGGAGAAUAGACCAUGAGGCUCUUGGUCGUGGAGGUCACUUCCUCAUGUUGAAGCAUGGAAUUACAGAAGCCCACAACCAGCUUUGCCUGAUAAGCGUCAAAUGUAGCUAUUGCUGUUUCCUACAGAACUAGGAUUCAGGGUUCAGCUACUCCCUGCUUUAGUGCAUCAACGCCUGGCUGCUUGGUCUGGAUUCAGUCUCUAGGCAGGCGCUGUCUAGAGCGAGGGCUGUGGACAUGCUGCGAUUGAAUGCAGCAGAGGAACAGGGCGGUGCUACUGUGCAUCAGCACUUUCCAGGAGAGUGCUGGACACACCAAUUGCUCACAACUCCGCCAUGAAGUCAGUCGAUGUUGCACUCGCUAGAGGAAGGAAGCUAGGGAUCGUGAGUGUAGUAGUAUGGUGGGUGAGGAGGUGGCAAGCUCCUUUCUUGGUGGGGGGGGAAGUUCUGUCUCUAAGUUUUGAAUAGCAUCACUGCCUUAAGAUUAGAGCAGUGGAGGAAAAUAGAAGCUGUAACUGGCUGGGUUUAAGGGUUGUGAUCAAAUCCUUGUGUUUCCGGUUUCCCUUCCCAGCAGCACUCUGUUUUUUGAGGUUGCAGCUUCUAAUCAGGAAAGGAGUAGGGCUGCUUUCCAUUCACCUCUGAUUGCAACAUCUCCUCUGUAGUUCUGCUCCACAGAGACCUUGCAUUAUCCCACUUUCAUUAUUGUAAACAAUAUGUAUCAAGGAAGGGAAUACAUGGUCUGGAGGCUUGAGAGUUGAGCUCCUGGGUUCUGUUCCCAGCUUUGCCACUGAUGUGCUGUGCCUUGACUAACCUUUUUGAGAGUCAGUUUGUCCAUACGCUGGAUAGAAUACGGGUGGGAGGAAUAGCAGCUAGAUUUAACCCCUAUGGAGCACGUCAACAUCAGUGAAUGACAGGUACUGCAUAAGUCCUCUGUUAGAGCCAUGGCUAAGUAUCAUAGAUUAGAUCAUAGAUUAUUAGGGUUGGAAGGGACCUCAGGAGAUCAUCUAGUCCAACCCCCUGCUCAAAGCAGGAUCAAUCCCCAAAUGGCCCCCUCAAGGAUUGAACUCACAACCCUGGGUUUAGCAGGCCAAUGCUCAAACCACUGAGCUAUCCCUCCCCCCUGUACUGUAAGGAAGUAAGUAAGUCUGUCAUUAUCCCCAUUUUACAGAUCAGAAAUCUGAGGCAAGAGCAAAGCAGUGACUUGGCCAAAACCACACUCUGAAUGUAUGGCAGAGCAGGGACUAGACGUUCCUGACUCAGCCAGUGCUUUGUCUACAGACCAUGUUGCAAAUUAUAGUGAAACUUGCAAGUAAUGCUGGGCUAAAGUACAGUUCUCCUGCGCCUUUAUUAGAAGCUGCAAGCACAUUAAGCCUCUAAUCUCCAGUGGUCUCUUGCAUGAUUAACGUUUCUGGCUGUUACAUGAUCAAAAAUCCUGAAUCAGAAAAUCAAAGCUCUUGAAAAUGUGAAUUCCAAGAUGAGUGGAACUUUCGUAUCACUACACUGGUGCUCAGUGUAGUGAUAUUUCUAUACUUGUUUCAUCCCAAAAUACUUAAACUAGAGAGAGUAUAUAUCUGUUGUAGCUGAAAGCAGCCAGCUUGGGCAUCUAGCAGUAACUGGCUAGCAAAUAACACAGGGCAUUCCCACAGAGAGGGGAGACUUGCAUUCCAUUACACUUCUGUCGCCCUUUUUAAGAACGCAGCCCCGACGUAAACUAGGGAGCUGCAGUAUUGCCUGUCACCCCAAAGGUUGCUUAUGCCUAAGGCUCUGUGUUUGUCACGAAAGUGACUGAUUCUGUGACUUCUACAAUGGCUGGUGCGCCUGGCCUGGGGGCCACCUGAGCAGCUUGGGUAGCCCCUGGACCAGGCACACUGGCUGCUGCUGGGGCAGUCUCAGGCCCCCCUGUCCCCCAGCAGCAGGAGUUCGGGUGUGGGGGGUGCUCCCUGGAAAGGCAACAGCAACUCCCCUCCGUCCGCUUCUAUCUCCACAUGCUGCCUCCACCUGCAGGCCAAUGGGAGCUGUAGAACCCAGGGCUUGGGGUGGAGCGGAGGCAGCACAUGGAGCCAGGAGCUGGGUAGGGAGCC
Messenger RNA from Mauremys mutica (yellowpond turtle), 5001 nucleotides. It is a transcript of the gene MAP3K14, whose product is annotated as mitogen-activated protein kinase kinase kinase 14. The transcript is spliced from 16 exons. Gene Ontology annotation, biological process: protein phosphorylation; positive regulation of canonical NF-kappaB signal transduction. The record is from RefSeq and is a predicted model, not a curated record. Bases 152 to 2941 code for a protein of 929 amino acids. Lineage: Eukaryota; Metazoa; Chordata; Testudines; Geoemydidae. Gene Ontology annotation, molecular function: ATP binding; protein serine/threonine kinase activity.